CCCGCAGGUGCUGCAGGGCUUCGCGAAACCGCCGCUCCCCGUCCCCGUCCCCUCAGCCCCCCGCCCGCCGCGGGGCGGGCCCAGCCCCGGCCCCAGUCCCGGCCCGGGGUGGAGGCCGGGUCCCCGCCACCGCCCCCUGGCGGAGCCGCCCGCCGGGCCGCGCCGGGCCGCGCCGGGAGCCGCCGGAGCUGGAACUGGUACCGCUGUCGGUCCCGCUGCCGCGGCCGCGCCCGCCGCUGCUGGGGGAGGCGGCGCCCGCGACGCGCCCCCGCGCCCCGCCCGCCCCCGGCAGCAGCGGCAGCGGCAGCGGCAGCCCCAGCACCGCCGGCAGCUCCGCCGGCAGCUCCAGCACCAUGGACCUCUCCUUCAUGGCCGCGCAGCUUCCUGUUAUGGGAGGAGCCUUUAUGGACUCACCCAACGAGGACUUUAGCACAGAGUACUCCUUGUUUAACUCAUCAGCCAAUGUCCAUGCAGCUUCUUCCACACAGAAUCCACCAGAAGAGACAUCCCGUUCUUCAAAUGAUGCUAUAUUGUUAUGGAUUGCUAUAAUAGCAACAAUUGGAAAUAUUGUGGUUGUGGGAGUGGUGUAUGCCUUCACCUUCUAGGGUGACCAUCACUCUAAACACUGGAAGAGAGAAUAACUGCAACAGUAUUUGUCAUGUGUAUGUAUGUAUGUGUGUAUAAUACAUGUAUAUCUAUAUAAAUACAUAUAGGUAGGGACUUUGUUAAGUGCUGCCACAAUCACGGAAAAGUUAAUCAUCUUGAAUCCUGAUGGCAGAAGAGUUUGGAUGCAAUUGCAAAUUGUAUGGGGGUGAGAGCUUUAACUAAGAACAGAGCCAAUACUAGUUUUGUACAGGAAUGUAAUAAAAGAGAGACCAGUGUGGGUACAGCAAAUACAAAAAGAAAGGGAGAUUUGUAUAGAAAGUACUCAUUUUCUACUGUUUAGAUUUUUCUAGCGGCUCUUCUGGGUUUUGUCAGCUUUUUUGUGCAUUUUUUUACUGUGGUAGAAUGUUGUAUGAAAUUGUUCUGUGUCAUAUUUGCUGGACAUCAUAGUUUUCCAGAUGGAGUAAAUGGUUUGCAUUGGCUCAGUUCUGAUGAAGUACAAGGUCAUCGUGUAUGAGUUUCUAGCACGUGCAUACAGUACUAGGCUGUGUUCAAAAUUGUGAGUCGUAAACCUAUGACAGGCAGUUGCAUGCUGACACUUGCCUUCCAGUAUCAAUUACUUGAUCUGAUAAUCUAUGAAUUGAUGCUAAACCUGUCUGCUGUUUGCAGGAGGAAGCACAGCUAUUGCAAAGUGUGGCUGGUCUGCACUCCAGAGGAGAACGUGUUAAACAGAGCAGUAGCACAAGCCCCCAUUUCUCUCUAGGGGUACUGGACUGAAGUGCUUUGUAGAUGUGUCCCUUCCAGGAAACAAAGGCCAGAUACCACGCUUUUCAGCUCGUUUGACUGUAAUCCAGAUCUCCCACAGCAACUGUGUGCUUUCAUAAGAUUAUUGGCAUGUCAAAACAAUGUGGGGAAAUUGAGAAUUAACAGUGAGUAACGUCUAUGAGAAAAACAGAAUGGAAAGAAAGAUUGGACCUUUUUGUGCUCACAAGGGAGUGAGUACAAGAGUCAGGUAUGUCUGGGGUAGAAACAGCACCAAAAAAAGAGGUAGUAAGUGACAGGUAUGCAAGUGCUUAUAUUUCAGUAUUAAUAUGUCUCUGGGUUCUGAUGAGGCUUCUGGAAGUGAUUUUUAUAUAGCCUGCUUUAGGUAAUAACUCCAAUUAUCUUUCAGAUUUGUUCUGUUGGGGGACAGCAUUUUCACUGCAUUGUUCCCAUGAGCAGUUCCUUUUUAAGAGCUGUACCUUUUCAAAGCAAGCCGUAGCCUUCCUUGUUUCAGAGACUCUAAAAGCUUGAGGGAAGAAAAAAAAAAAAUCACCUCUGCUGGAAAUCUCCCUUCCCCCUUAAAAAAUAAACAGAAAUAUAUAAAAUGUCUGCACUUUGAGAGUAGCAGACAAAUUCUUCCUCUAUGUCUGCAUGUACUGUAUAGGUUUUCUGUCUCAUACAGCUACUACUCUAAUUCCAGAAAGCCUUGUCUGCAGGCACAGAGACUAUUUUUGAUACUUGCCUGCCACUGAGCUUGAGGCUGGACUGAGAGCUGCCAAAUGCAUAGAGGGGUUUGGAUUUUCUUCUUUUCUCCAUAAACCCAUUUUCCUGCAGGGCUGGUGGACAGUUACUUGAAUCAAAGCAGCAUGCCCCAAAUCAGUAUUUACCACCACUCAGUAGUCACUGUAUAUUUUUUUUCCCUUGCUAGGAACUGGUCUUUAAAGCUGGGAAAGAUGCAGACAGAGCUAGAAUGGGUGAGAAAAGAAACAGUUAUUUUGAGGAUGAGGAAAACAAUAACUCACUUGAGGAACAGUGCUUCUGUGUGUGCAGCUAUUUCCCUGUUUGGAGGUAGGAUUUUGUGAAGAUGGUUGAGGACAGACAAGUUCUGUGCUUGGAAAAAGUUUGAGAAGCCCAGUUCUGGAAGAUCAGCGGGACAGAAAGCAAAUUCUGUCUAAUAAAAUAGCUGUCUUAAGAAUGAUGUAAAAAUGAUGAUUUUUUUUUCACUGUCCUAAUAUAGUGAUUUGUUCCUUCAUAGGCACAGGAUACCAAAAAAAUGGGGGAGCUGCAUAAAUUGUGUACCUCUCCUGUUCUUACACUCCUUAUUCUCGCUGAGCAGAAAGCAAGCUGUUAAGUGAGGUUGGAAGGCUGCAGAGAUGUUUCCAAUACGGAAUUGAGCAGGACAAGGUCUGGUGUUCAAACGUGUAGGUCCUAUGGAGAUACUGCUUAAUGUACUGUCCCAACCAUUUUCGGAUAUUCUGCUGCGUCUGGAAUUGUAUCAAUAACUCAUGGACUUUUCUUCAGCAUUUCUGUAGGAUCUCUAGUUAUCCCAGAUCUUGCAAGCAUUGUUUUUGCAUGAAGGGCAAAACAUUUCCACCAUGAUUAAAACCAGUUUGGCAGUAUGGUACUUGCCCAAUGGGAUUAUUCUACUGUUUAUAUGAAUUUGCCAGCACUGUGCUUUGUUUAAAUGGCCUAGAAUAUUAAUCUAAUUGCAAUUAGCCAUGUCUCUGUUUCGCUGCCAAAGCACUGGACUAAAUUCUUCACCCAUGAAGAGCUUUAAAGAGGGAACAGCAAAGAGCUACCACUCUGCUAAUGAAACUGAGUGACACUUUUGUGUUGCUAUUCCCAAAGAAAGCGCCCUACUUUCAUGUGAAAUUGAUAGUAAUAGCAGGAGUCUUGGAAAACAAUGAGUUCUGCCUUCCUCAUCCAGCUUAUUGUCAUGAAUAUUUUCAUCGUUAGAGGCUGAGUUGUCAAGAAGGGCCAGAUACAACUUUAAUUAAAGUAAUUGACUUGACAGGGUGACAUGGCAAACUGGGUGCAGGCAGCAAUUGCGGGCAUUUCCUAUCUCAUAGUUAAACUUCACAGUAACUGUGCAGCUUUUCUGUUGGGAAAAAAAUAGUUUUAGGAUACAGGUGCAAGGAUACUGCAUGUGAGAGCUGGUAGAGAUUAUUGUCAGAUGUACUAAAGAUCCCUAAAUCACAGUGGGUGGAGCUGGUUCAAACUCUGAUCUACUCUGAGUGUAAUAACAUACAGUGUGUUUCUGGAUGUUAUGUUCAGGCUUAAUCCACUACAACCACUUCCAUCUUUUGGGUGGUUAGGGAACCCUUGAAAAAGGGGACUCAUCCAUCAUUAAGUUCAGAGAAGCCACAGAGGGGAAUGGAGAAGUGGAUGAAUGGUGGAUGUUUCAUAGGUAUGGUCCUGUCUAAUGUGUUGCUGCUUCUUUAUGUGGAUAUAUGUUAUACCCUGAACUGACAACGCAGCUUAACUUGGAGCUUCUCCCUUCCUUGGAGCCAGGCAGUUGGAUAACUGCUGGCACUCACUGAGGGGUGAUGAGGAAGCCCAAACACAUUCCCCAGAGCUGUUUUCUGAAGCUCUUCUGUAAAAGCAGAAGAGGACUCUGUGCCGUGCUAAGCACUUUGUUUAUUGGCGUGAGAGCAGGAUUCCACUUACAGAAGAGCUGUGCUUUAAAUAAAAGCAUCUAGCACAGAAAAGUUACAAGAUCCUGACUGGAGUUUGCUCUAUAGUAGACAAAGGAAAACAUUUUCUAUAUGCAGUGUUAGACCCCUAGCUAUGUUGUAAACAUCAUUGUACAAACAGAAGCAGCAAUACUGUAUGUGCUCUGCAAAGUUAUUAAUGGGCCAUGUGUAGCAGGUAGGCAAACUGGACGCCCUAUCAUGUCUCUUCUAGCCAUGGCCUCUAGGGAUCGAUACCAACAUAUCAAAUACUUAAACUGUCUCUUAAUAAUUUGUUUUGCUCUAAGCAGCCAGCAGCUUGGCACAGCAGCUGUGCCACCACCACAGCAUAGACACUAAAGGCAUAACAGCUAUGGAGGUGGGUGCAAAGGCACAUUAGAUAGGAGAACAGGGUAGGGAAACCUACACAGCUAAUCCUGCUAUAUUUUUAUCUGCAGGGCUAGGAGUCUGUGCUUGUCCACAGCAUUACAACCUCCUAAAAGAAAAUGAGGGAGGAGGAUGUAUGUCUGCUUGCAUAACUGAAUAACAGAUUCUGAAACUGAUGCAACAACCGCAGCAGAUUAAUCUGCUCCAAAUAAUGUAUUUAGCUAUUUGAGUGAUAAAUAGCUGAUAAAUACCUCAGAAGUAAUGAGAUUCCCCUCUCCAAAAUCCUUGUUUGCCAUGCGACUUGAGGGCAGUCAGCAUCCCACCAAAGUGCUGAGCAACCUGUAGUGACAAGUCCCAAAUCAGGAGUGAACAGAACCAGACAGCCAUUAUAGUCUUAUCCUGUACAUCCUUUUGAAGAUAAAGGGAAAAUGUGCCUUUGUGUCUGGGACCAAACAAAAACAUGAGUCCUUAGUCUAUAAGUUUUGAUGCGUAUUGUCUAUUAUUAGAAGCUUUCUUUUUGCUAUUCUUAAACAAUUUCAGUUGUUAAUAUCCUCUUCAAAUUUCUCUGCAGGCUGCUGAGAGUUAUUAAUUUAAUGUAGCUCUUUCCGUUUAUCUGAUGUAAUUUUACUGGGUUUCCUGUGGCUAAGCGCAGAGCAGACUCUGGAAAAUUAUUCUUUUUAAGGAUGAUUUCCAUUAUCAAGAGAAAAAGGCCAAAAAUCAGAAUUUCAGAUCAAAAAGCUUUGUGCUUCCAGAGCAUUCAGAGCUCUGGAGAAUUGGAAUUCAUCUGGUUAAUGCGCAGAAAGGAAAAGGGCAGUCAGGUCCCUGGUGAUAAUGUCAGACAUCAGGGUUUUGACAGGCAGAGCUGAGCGCUUCAUUAACUCCGGCUCUGCCCCUCUGAGCCCUGCUGGCUUCCUGGGCACGUGGCCUGAGCUGAGUUUAAGUGAAGUAACCAGGUACAGCAUGUCUCUCUUCAUUUUACAGUUUACUAAUCCUGAGGAAAAUACGUGCUUUUAUUCCAUUAUCAGAAGAAGAGCCGGAGAUCAAUAUUCUGUUAGGUAUAUUGUUAUUGGUACAUUGGUCAGCCACUAUAAGGGAAAGACAGGGAUGGCUGAACAUCUAGUUAGCCCUUUGCUGCUGACCUGGGAACAACCUAAAGAAAUCAAAGCAUCCUGAGGCCUUAAAGUCUCCUACUGCCCUUAAUCUCACACUAAUUUAUUGUGUUUCCUCAUGCAGCCCCUCUUUGCCUUUAAACGUUGUCUUUCCAGCUCAAAACAGGGAAAAUGAAGUCACCACUGUGCUCUUCUCCAGACAGUCAGGGAACUCCUAACAGGUAGGGACCAACCAUGUAGCAUUUUAGUUUUUGGCAUUUCAGGCACAAAGUAGAACAAAGGAGUCCGGCUGUCUACCGAGGAGACUCCAGGAGAAUAUGUCCCUUUACAGAAUGAAAUGCAUGGUAAUUUUAUUUCAUUCUGGCCUGUACCAGCUUAUUUACACCGAGACAGCACGGCCAGACCUACUUUUGCAGUAGCCUGUUUUGGGAAUUACAGCAGCACAGGAACUGGAAAAGAAAACAACCCUGAUAAUACAAACCUGUCACAUGUCUAAUCAUCUCAAUGAUAUGUCCCUGAAGGCAGGUUUGCCUGCAUUUCAUAGACAGACUUGAUCUGUUGGUACUAAAGCAAAUAGUCUUUUAUAUGAGCACAAGUUAUGUCUUCAUCUCUUUGGGAAGUCUUGGGAGCAUUAUGCCACCUACUCUAUCUUUCCUAUGCAGGCUGCUAAUGAAGAUGUUUUUUCAGUUGUAGAAAAUACUCAAAAAGCUUCCCCUGUUGGUAGAAUACAUGCAAAAUUUACCUUCCAAAGCUCUGCUGAGUCUCCCUGCAAAAGCAAAAAACACCUAGGUUUCUUAAGCAUGGAAUGUUAACGAGUCAAGUAUCAUCUGUACAGUAGCAUCGCCUCAUUUUAAUCCACAGCUUCAUGUCAGUACUGCUCAAAGGUGAUCUUUAACAAGGUGACAGUUAGAAAAGGCUGAGAAGAGAGACAAGCCACUUCUCAGGAAUGUCUCAAAAGUCACUACCUGAUCCUUUAGACUUCAUCAUUCCUCAUUCCUCUCUGAAGUACCCUGAUGUGAACUCACAUCCACUCUUUUAAACCCCCUUGACACCACCACAUGUCUCUAUGCUUCAUUUUAUUUCUCCCCUCAUCUUCUCUGUAUUCUUUUAAUUUCUUGGUAUCGGAGCACAUCUGGAAGCCAACAAUGUUCUUCAGCCCUUCUCAGCCACUUCUUUGACUGACCUUCACUGACAGUAACAUCAGUGAUAAGUAAGGACUUAUCACAGUAAGUGCAAAGAUCAGUGAUAUAUGGUCUCUUCCCACAGGAAGAUUACAAUCAUUAUCUGCCUUAGCAAACAGCAAAGUGUUUCCCCCAAGCAGAAGAGUAACAUGUGGCCAUGAAGAUUGGUACCUGUAUUGUCAGCAUCCAUACAACACAAAGAUACCUUUCAGACAUGCAGAUUUUAUUAAAUAUACUGCACUGCUCUGCAGUCAGCAUUUACUGAGCUUUUCUCAGCCCCAAAUCCCUUGUUAUUCUUAGCAAAUCAGUGGUAAUGCACUUGGGGUACAUCAAGGGGAGUGGAAGUGCCAUACACAGGAGACUUGCAAAGGCCCAUGUGAUUUAUUGUAGGGUCAAGGCCAUUAAGCGCUAACAAAUUUCAGCAGAAAAAAACAACCACAAUGAGAUAUGCCAUGGGUAUUAUCAAAUCUAGUCAUACCUGUAGUUCUCAGAUGCCUGGCCAAGCUGCAAUAGCCAAAUUGCACAUUUCUAAAUCUCGUUGUGAACAAAAGGAGGUGUAUUCCCUGGCCAGAACAGAGAUUGUUGAGAUUGUUGAACAGCCUCCCCCACAAGUCCUUUCUUGUUCUGGUAUUAUUUUGGGAGCUUCCUGAGCUGCAGUCAUUAAGGUGAUGUCGCAUUUCCUGUGGAGUUCGGUCCCGCUAAUAAACAAAUGAUUGAAUUGUUUACAGAUCUAGGCCUAAAACUCUUCUCAGUUACUGCCUUCAUAAGGAUGAUCGGAGUUCCUGGGCCUGCAAGCUGCUCUAUCCACAACAACCUUUGCCUCCACCUGGAAUCAACUGGAUUAACAACACUUCUACACUUCUGACAUCUGCUUCAGUGGGUCGUCUUGCAGGACUACCUCUGGGUUGCUGGGGUUUUAUUUUAAAUCUAUCUAAAGAUAGCUGUAACUUCCUAAUCAAAAGAAAAACAGGAAGAAGAAUACUGUAUUUUUUUAAAUGAGAAGGUAAUAAAAGCAAAGUCUGAAUAUUUUGAUAGAUAUGCUGGAAGGGUAUGUAAUGUAGCAAAAAGUUGCACUAUUUUUUCUAUCGUCUGAGAACCUAACCUGAGAAAUAUUUGUUCUUUCUCUGACAAAGACCUCUUUCAGUUAUGAAGUUAUGAAGUUUAGAAGGAGUGGAGUGCAAAGCGUCAGUGAAAUUUUACAGUAAUGUAAAUAAAUCCAGUAGCUAGCUUUGUGACGUAGCCUAUAACAUUUGUUUUUCAGUUAUCUCAAGUAUUGCCUAAUUGUUGUGUUUUGGGUUUUUUCCAAAACAAGCUAAGUAGUGACACUUCUAAAAGCACUUGUAUGUCAUGCAACAUUGCAGUCAUAUGGAAAUUAUAUCCUUCACCUCAUGUAAAACUGCUUUAUGGGAGCCCUUUAGUAUACACUGUUAUUUUUCUUAAUACUCCUUGACAAUUUAAUUCUCCUGUGCUUUCUCACUACCACCUUGUUUUGUACACUAAGGGGUUUGCAGGGCUUCUCUGUAUUGUUUUUGUAAUAUAUGGGUUGGUUUAAAGAAAAACCUUUACUCUUGUAAUAUUUGUUCUUGAAAUGUGGAUCUCUAACUGUAAAGAGAAAAAUAACUUUAAAAAUACCCUCUGUUUCAUUUAACUGUAAUUAGCAAAUUUAGUUAACAGAAAUGUAUUCUUUUAAGCUCUUGCUAUAUUCUUUUCCGGUUAUUGACUGCUUUCACUAUGUGUGUACUUUGUUCUGGUUCAUUCUUUUACUAUGGUGAAAAUGACACGUUUUGUUAAUAUGGGAUGGAAGUUGUGGUUUUGGAUAAAGUUCUUCAAAUUGA
Molecule: messenger RNA, 8546 nt
Organism: Phalacrocorax carbo (great cormorant)
Lineage: Eukaryota; Metazoa; Chordata; Aves; Suliformes; Phalacrocoracidae
Source: RefSeq, a predicted model, not a curated record